AUGAUAAUCUUAACAACGAAGCUACGCGACAUCAGUAUUUUCCCCAAUCAAGAUCAUCGUCUCAGAUCGUCGUCACGACUUCUCCCGGUCUCUUCGUCGCUCGUCAGUGACAUCGUCCUCGGUCUCGCGGGUCCGGCGCUUCGGUCUCCAGGGGCGCCGCCCCCCGCCGUCGCCCCGCCCUCGGUCUCCAAGAGCAAACACUGGACGCGUCGCCGGGCUGCCUUCUCCGUUGAUCCCGAGUCCGGCACCAUCUACGUGCUUAAGCCGUUGGACCGUGACGCACCAACGGGCCAGGCGCGCUGGCGUCUGACGGUCACGGCCACGGACGGGCAGUACACGGCCUCCACUGACGUACUCGUCAACCUCAAAGACGUCAACGACAACGCACCCGUCUUCCCGCAUGACGUCAUCGACGCACACGUCUUGGAAAACUCCAUGCCAGGAACGACCGUGGCGGUAGUGACUGCGCACGACGCAGACGACCCGCAUGAAGGCGACAACGCCCGCCUGUCGUAUUCGCUGCUGAAGAACGUCAUUGAUGAACGCUCCCGCCUGCCUAUGUUCACAGUUGACAGGCAGACGGGGGCUCUGCGUACGGCCGUCUGCUGUCUAGACAGGGAGCACACGUCGUCUUACGGGCUUGUGCUUGCUGCUACUGACGGAGGAGGUCUUCAAAGUACUUGCACCGUUACCGUAAACAUCGACGACGUCAACGACGUUCCUCCUUCCUUCGUGCGAUCGCACGUCGAUGUCUUGGUCCCUGAACAUCGUCAACCAUCUUUCCAGCGUUCUUCGUCCCUUGGAGCAUCGUCAUCCAACGGAGCAUCGUCAUCCAACGGAGCAUCGUCAUCCAACGGAGCAUCGUCAUCCAACGGGGCAUCGUCAUCCAACGGGGCAUCGUCAUCCAACGGAGCAUCAUCAUCCAACGGAGCAUCGUCAUCCAACGGAGCAUCGUCAUCCAACGGGGCAUCGUCAUCCAACGGAGCAUCGUCAUCUCCCGACGUUUCGUCAUCCGACGGAGUUACCUCGUCUAAAGAAGUCACGUUGCCCAAGGAAGCACUAUCAUCCAGCGCAAUGUUGUCUUCCAACAGAGAAUUUCCCUCCCGCGGCCUUCCAUCGUCCAAAUCUCGCAGCAACGUCUCUGAAAAUUUCAUCUCGACUCUCGUGGUGACGGAUCCUGAUACAAGCAACGUGUUUGCAUACCGGGUGGUGCCCGGGAGCGGCCACGGCUGGCAGCUGGUGGAAGUGGCAGCAAGCACAGCUGGUGCAGACCUGUUCUCUAGAGUGCCGCUGGAUUUUGAGAACCCACAGCACAGAGCGGGACUCAACUUUAGAGUGCAGGUCACCGAUCAGGGCGACAUGCCGUGGAGCUCGCACCCCCGCGUGUCGGAAACAUUCAGUAAUUCAUUUGGUCAGGGGGCGAGCGGGCUGGUGACGUACGGCAUAUUCGCGGAGAGCGACCCAGGGGGCGUGUUUAGGGUGAGCGACGGAGGGACCGUCACCCUGAACAGGGGACUGGACAGGGAGAGCCACCCCCUACACCUGCUCAGGGUGCUUGCCUGGGACAGCGGCAGCCCUCCACUCACGGCCACCGCCACCCUCACGGUGAACGUCGACGACGUGAACGACAACCCUCCCUUCCUGCUGGGGGGGUCCAGAGUGCAGCUCCCCCCCAUGGCAGGGGGCAGCGAUGGUGGAGGGCUGGGGUUGCCUGCAGGGUCAAGGGUUCCCUUCACCUUAACCCUAGACGACCCUGACGACUGGUCUCAGGGUCAUGGCCCGCCCUUUCAUCUCGACCCUCAUCUCACGGCUGAUGCUGGGUACAGGGUUAGCUUCUACCCGGGACGAGCGUCUGCUGGUGGAGGGGUUGUGGUGGCAGCUGAACUGCUGACACUGAGGCCACUCAGUGCAGCUGUGUCAGUGCCACUGACAUUGUCAGACGCUGGUUCACCGCCUAUGCGACGGCAGAUGACGCUGACUCUGGUGCCUCACUCAGCUGAGUCAGCUCAUCGAGACGUCAGCCUCGUUAAGAUUGCCACCGUCGUGUCAGCUCACGCGGCCCCUCCAGCUCCCCUCGGGCGUCUCCCUCGCCUGCCCUUCCCUGGCGACUCAACGCAACGCCACGGAACCGACACUGAAACGGAUAAUGUAUCCUCACUAUUCAGGGAUAAAUUCAGGUUCAACUUCGAUGAACCUGACCCUGUGACUGGGAAAUCCUUGGAUAAUUAUAGCCGUGGAUUAGAUAAAUUCAGCGCUCGAAUUACAUGGCAGGGAUCUAAUUCAGGAAUCCGCCUGGAUAGCGACUCAGGAUUGUUGCUGCUGGAUCCUGCAGCUGGGCUGGGACGGCAUGAAGCGAAGCUGCUUCUCUCGUCAGCGUCGGGCGAAGCGCACGAGCUGACUGUUUACGCUGACGUCAGCAGCGUCGGAGUUGCUGACGCGCUGAAAUCUACACCAAUCGACCUCGCCAUCCUGCCUCACGAGCUCCUGACGAGUGCUGACGCUGAGGAACCAAACUCAGAAUCUCCUAUGGACCGUCUCAUUAGGCUGCUGAAUCAGCAUCUUGCUGACUACUCAGAAUUAUCAAGGACAGACUCCACAAAGUCGCACGAUAUGUCAGCCAUUCAGCCACACGUCAUGGUUGUGGCUGUAGAAACCAUACGGCGCAACCAUGACAGCCACACCAGAGUGUGGCUCCUUCAACAGUCACCUGAAAGACACCUCAGAUUUGCCCUUGAGCCUCUAAUAUUCCAGCAUCAACACGAGAUCGAGGCCGAAGUCGGUGCGGCUGUGUUGGACGCGGGCGUUUCGGCGCUGGGCGACUGCGCGUCUCGACGAGUUGCGUGCCGCUGUUGCUGCCGCGACCGCGCGGCGCUGGACCAGCGCUGGCACCUCGCGGAUGCCGGCGCUCGCAGCCACGCCGGGCCUUCCCUGCGUAUAGAAUCUUCGUGCAGAAAUAUUCAGCCUCAAUCUGGUGCCCCCUCUUCUCUCUCCGCCGUCACAAACACACAGUUCGUUCAGGACUCUGCUCUGACGCUCGCCACUGGCUGUCUCAAAAUGGCCUCCAUUGACCGCCUCCACACUGAGACAGUGUUGCCGGAGCAUUUGCAGCGGGUGCGCAUCCAGCUGCAGAUCGGCAGCAGCCACGGAACACAAGAGCGGCUGGGACGCGGGACCAGAAGUGAGUCCAGUAGUCACGCGGGACCAGAAGCGAGUCCAGAAGUCACGCGGGACCAGAAGCGAGCAGUCCAGGAGUCGCGUGGGACCAGAAGUGAGUCCAGGAGUCGCGUGGGACCAGAA
Messenger RNA from Hyalella azteca, 3297 nucleotides. RefSeq names its product neural-cadherin. The annotation marks the transcript as partial. Gene Ontology annotation, cellular component: plasma membrane; catenin complex. The record is from RefSeq and is a predicted model, not a curated record. NCBI's taxonomy places the organism in Eukaryota, Metazoa, Arthropoda, Malacostraca, Amphipoda, Hyalellidae. The transcript is spliced from 17 exons. Gene Ontology annotation, molecular function: calcium ion binding; cadherin binding. Gene Ontology annotation, biological process: homophilic cell-cell adhesion.